This is a messenger RNA of Cooperia oncophora, 777 nucleotides long. Lineage: Eukaryota; Metazoa; Nematoda; Chromadorea; Rhabditida; Trichostrongylidae. The record is from the annotation of a GenBank genome assembly.
AUGGCUGAGACGAAGGACAUCCCUCCCGGGUCAUACAUGCUCGAACUCGGGAAAACCUUCACCGAUCAACGGCGUAACGAUGGACCUUCCUACCACACCUUGCGAUAUGAUUUCAAACCGAUGUCAGUGGCAUCUUCGGAUUCCGACACUUACAUCGCAUUCGGAGCCAACGGGGAUGUCCAUGUUGCUGUACCGACUGAUGGGGAGAACAUGACUGUUUUCAAAGGAUCGAAAAAGGAAGCAAAAGCCAAAGAAUGCCUGCUGUUUUUCGAUAAAAAGUCUGGGAAAGUUCGAUUAGAAAAGAUUGCUUCAAAUAUCAAUGUUAAGAAGACCAGGGAUUUGGAUCCAUCGACGGAAAACGUCCUACGAUCUGAAAUGGCCCGCUUGCGGACCAAUCGCAUUGAACGUCCACCUCCUCCUGAACCAAGCAGUUCUUCAUUCCCGGGAGCUGAUAGCAGCAGUUCCUCUGACUCUUCGAGUGAUGACAGUGAUAGCGAUAGUGGAUCUGAUGAUGAGGAUCAAGGCAAGAACCGUGAUUCGAACUCGAGUAUGGCUGACAGUGAUGUUGAAAGCCACCUCCUUGAAAGCAUGAAGACAUCGACUGCACCUGUAACGUUUUCUGUGGACAGUAUCGACAUGCCAUCACUUGACUCCAUUUCGCAACCACCACCACCCGUUCAUACUUCGCAGAACAAUUUCAGUUCAAGACACACCGCGAAAACGGACCACAGAGAUCUUGGCCUGAAUUUGAGUGAAAGCUCCGACGACGACGAAUGA